Molecule: messenger RNA, 1683 nt
Organism: Talaromyces rugulosus
Lineage: Eukaryota; Fungi; Ascomycota; Eurotiomycetes; Eurotiales; Trichocomaceae
Exons: 2
Coding region: 1-1683 (560 amino acids)
Biological process (GO): aspartyl-tRNA aminoacylation
Cellular component (GO): cytoplasm; aminoacyl-tRNA synthetase multienzyme complex; cytosol
Molecular function (GO): aspartate-tRNA ligase activity; RNA binding; ATP binding
Source: RefSeq, a predicted model, not a curated record
AUGGCCGACUCAACCCUCCCCCACCGUCCAAAGCCUGAGGAGGGCCCCGAGGCUGCCGCCGCUUCCACUGGGGAUGGUGCAGCUCCCCCCAGCAAAGGUGCGCUGAAGAAAGCGGCCAAGGAGAAGGCCAAGGCAGAGAAAGCUGCUGCACGGGCUGCCCAGGAGCAGGCGCAAAAGGCUAUCCAAGCUGUCGACACUGCGGUUGGAUUGUACGGCAAAUUGCCGCAGACCGAAGAUUCCGUGUCUCCAGUCCAGUUCUUGCAACUCGGAGAGGAACAUUACGAGAAGGAAGUCACCGUUGUCGCUCGCGUGGAGAACACCAGAUCACAGAGCGCCAAACUCGGUUUCCUCAUGCUCCGGCAACAAGGAAAGAAGCUUCAAACCGUCAUCGCAGCGCCACCAGAGGGUCCUGUUUCGAGACAAAUGGUCAAAUGGACUGCUACUCUCAAUGUCAACUCCAUUGUUCAGGUCACCGGCAUUGCGAAAAAGCCAGCUGUCCCCAUCGCGUCUGCACACCUAUCUGAGCUCGAGCUGCAAAUCAAGAAGAUCUACCUGAUCUCCCAAUCAGUGGAAACGCUCCCCAUGCAAGUCAAGGAUGCUGAACGGCCUCCGCCCCUUGGCGAUAUUGUCGAAGGUGAACCCGAAGUUGACGCUGAAGGUGCCCCGAUCGUCACACUCAAGACUCGUUUGGACAACCGUGCCAUCGAUCUCCAGACCGAGACUAAUCAGGCCAUUACGUGGAUAUCCAGUGGAGUCGCCCAGUUGUUUACAGAGUACAUGCUCAAGAGUGGUUCGCGGUGGAUCUUCACAUCGAAACUGAAUGGAUCAUCAACAGAGGGAGGAAGUGAAGUUUUCGAGGUCAAAUAUUUCAAGAGAAAUGCAUACCUGGCCCAGAGCCCCCAACUCCACAAACAGAUUUGUAUUGCGGGUGAUAUGGGAAGCGUCUUCGAAGUUGGUCCUGUUUUCCGUGCGGAAGAGAGUAAUACCCACCGCCAUUUAACCGAGUUUACCGGUCUUGAUUUCGAGAAAACUUUCGAGAACCAUUAUCACGAGGUUCUUGGAUUUGCAGAGGACAUGCUUGUUUUCAUUCUUACACAACUGAAGGAACGUUACCAGAAAGAAAUUGCCGUUAUUCAAAAGUCAUACCCGAAGGCGGGCGACUUCAAACUUCCUAAAGAUGGAAAGGCACUUCGGUUGAACUAUAUGGACGGCGUUGCAUUGCUAAAGGAAGCUGGAGUUGACACCUCUGAACAAGAGCGAUUCGAAAACGACUUUACCACUGCUAUGGAGAAACGGCUAGGACAGAUAAUCCGCGAUAAGUACGACACCGACUUUUACGUCCUCGACAAGUUCCCCAUGGCAGUUCGACCAUUCUACACCAAGGCAGACCCGGAGAAUCCUACCUUUUCAAACUCGUACGACUUCUUCAUGCGCGGUGAGGAAAUCAUGUCCGGAGCUCAGCGUAUCAACGAAGUCAAGGAGCUAGAAGAGAGCAUGUCUGCCAAAGGCCUUGACCCCACAGCAGACGGCUUUCAAGACUACCUCAAUGCUUUCCGACAAGGAUGUCCUCCACACGCUGGCGGUGGUCUAGGUCUGAAUCGUAUUGUGAUGUUCUUCCUGGGUCUGCCGAACAUUCGGUUGGCGACUUUGUUCCCCCGUGAUCCGCAACGCUUGAAGCCAUAA